AUGAAAUUAGGCAAAGUAGAGUUCUGCCAUUUUUUGCAGAUAAUAGCUCUUUUCCUCUGUCUUUCUGGGAUGAGCCAAGCAGAACUGCCAAGAUCCAGAUCAAAGCCCUACUUCCAACCUGGGAGACCACGAACCAAACGCAGCUGGGUGUGGAAUCAGUUCUUUGUAUUGGAGGAAUACAUGGGAACCGAUCCGCUUUAUGUAGGAAAGCUUCACUCCGAUGUUGAUAAAGGAGAUGGCUCCAUCAAGUACAUCUUGUCAGGAGAGGGGGCGAGUUCCAUCUUCAUUAUUGAUGAGAACACAGGGGACAUUCAUGCUACAAAGAGACUUGAUCGGGAAGAGCAGGCCUACUACACCCUCCGUGCACAAGCACUAGAUAGACUGACCAAUAAACCUGUGGAGCCUGAGUCAGAAUUCGUCAUUAAGAUUCAGGACAUCAAUGACAAUGAACCUAAAUUUCUGGACGGUCCUUACACUGCUGGAGUACCUGAGAUGUCUCCCGUGGGAACCUCUGUGGUACAAGUAACAGCAACUGAUGCAGAUGACCCUACAUAUGGCAACAGUGCCAGAGUGGUUUACAGCAUCCUUCAAGGUCAACCUUAUUUUUCUGUGGAGCCAAAGACAGGUGUUAUCAAGACUGCACUUCCUAAUAUGGACAGAGAAGCAAAAGACCAAUAUUUGCUUGUCAUUCAAGCAAAGGAUAUGGUUGGUCAAAAUGGGGGUCUUUCUGGGACCACAUCUGUCACUGUCACCCUUACUGAUGUCAAUGAUAACCCUCCACGAUUUCCACGCAGAUCAUAUCAAUAUAAUGUCCCAGAAUCACUCCCUCUGGCUUCAAUGGUGGCUAGAUUAAAGGCUGCAGAUGCUGAUGUGGGGGCUAAUGCUGAAAUGGAAUAUAAGAUUGUGGAUGGUGAUGGCUUGGGAGUUUUCAAAAUUUUAGUGGACAAAGAGACACAAGAAGGAAUCAUUAUGAUACAAAAGGAGCUGGAUUACGAAACAAAGGCCAGCUACACUCUGAGAAUCGAAGCAGCGAAUAAGCAGGUGGACCCCCGCUUUUUAAGCCUUGGACCAUUCAAUGAUGUGACAACAGUCAAGAUCAUUGUGGAGGAUGUUGAUGAGCCACCCAUGUUUACCUCACUUUCGUACACCAUGGUGGCAUCUGAAGCAGCCAAAGUAGGUACCAUUAUUGGUACUGUGGCAGCUCAUGAUCCGGAUGCAUCUAACAGUCCUGUCAGGUAUUCAAUAGAUCGAAAUACUGACUUAGAAAGAUAUUUCAAUAUUGAUGCCAACAGUGGGGUCAUUACUACAGCAAAGACAUUGGACAGAGAGACAAAUGCUGUUCAUAACAUUACUGUUUUAGCAAUGGAAAGCCAAAACCCUUCACAAAUUGGGAGGGGAUAUGUGACCAUUACUAUCCUGGAUAUCAAUGACAACGCACCUGAGUUUGCCAUGGAUUAUGAAACAACAGUCUGUGAAAAUGCAGAACCUGGCCAGAUCAUUCAAAGAAUCAGUGCCAUUGACAGAGAUGACCCACCUAGUGGUCAUCAGUUUUCCUUCAGUUUGGCAGGAGAUGCAACAAAUAACCACAAUUUCACAUUGCAAGAUAAUAAAGACAAUACAGCAUCUAUACUCACCAGACGAAAUGGCUUUCGGAGGCAAGAACAGUCGGUUUAUUAUUUGCCAAUAUUCAUCGUAGACAGUGGCUCACCUUCAUUGAGUAGCACCAACACACUCACGAUUCGAGUCUGUGAUUGUGAUGCAGAUGGCAUUGCCCAAACAUGUAAUGCAGAGGCCUACAUCUUGCCAGCAGGACUUAGUACUGGAGCACUCAUAGCAAUCCUGGCUUGCGUUCUGACACUGCUAGUGCUUGUCCUGCUGAUUGUUACCAUGAGGCGACGGAAAAAAGAGCCUCUUGUUUUAGAUGAAGAGAGAGAUAUCAGGGAAAAUAUAGUCCGAUACGAUGACGAGGGAGGUGGAGAGGAGGACACCGAGGCGUUUGAUAUGGCUGCCCUGAGGAACCUCAACAUCAUUCGCGAUACCAAGAUCAGGAGGGAUGUGACUCCAGAGAUCCAGUUCUUGAGCAGACCGUCUUUUAAAAGCAUCCCCGACAAUGUUAUUUUUCGGGAAUUUAUUUGGGAAAGGCUAAAAGAGGCUGAUGUGGAUCCCUGUGCUCCACCAUAUGAUUCCCUGCAGACAUAUGCCUUUGAGGGAAAUGGUUCAGUGGCUGAGUCACUCAGCUCUUUAGAUUCUGUCAGUUCAAACUCUGAUCAGAAUUAUGAUUACCUCAGUGACUGGGGGCCUCGUUUCAAACGGCUUGCAGACCUCUUUGGUGCUGUGGAAUCACAGCAAAGCACUCUUUUACAUUUCUUUCAUAUGUUAAGCAGUGUGAUAUGAUUAGCGCCAGAUUCUAUCUUCAGAUCCUCACUACCCACAUAAGCAUUUCCCUCCAGGGAGGUCACUUUAUAACACAUUAUCUCUAUACUG
Molecule: messenger RNA, 2484 nt
Organism: Candoia aspera
Lineage: Eukaryota; Metazoa; Chordata; Lepidosauria; Squamata; Candoiidae
Gene: CDH7
Product: cadherin 7
Exons: 12
Coding region: 1-2394 (797 amino acids)
Biological process (GO): cell-cell junction assembly; cell morphogenesis; calcium-dependent cell-cell adhesion
Cellular component (GO): plasma membrane; adherens junction; catenin complex
Molecular function (GO): cadherin binding; calcium ion binding
Source: RefSeq, a predicted model, not a curated record